AUGGAAGCGCAUUCAUUGAUACCGGGGCAGGCGAACCAGCGAGUCGUUCCGAGCGACCGGGCACUGCAGGUGGGGCAGCUGGAGUCGCAGUUCCGCCGGUUGAACCAGUUGUGGGACACUGCUUUGGGGGUUCACUGGCACUCGACUAGAUUGCCGGCUCGGCUGGAUCAGGCUGAAUGCGGUUUGAAGGAAUUGCAGAAGUCGAUUGACGUCCGCCACGACGACCUUGCUUGUUUGCGCGAAGAUGUAGAUAGAUUAGUUACGAAGGAGAGAGAGGCGCACGAGCGGUCGGCGAGGUUGGUGAGAGAGUUGGGCGAGAAACAGAACAGCCAGAGCCGGACUCGGCAGGAGCAGUUGCGGCUGCGGGACGAGACGAACCAGUAUCACGACGAGAGUGAGCGGCUGGCGGAGGCGAUUCGGAGCAGUAAGCGGCGGGUGAAGGAGUGCCGGUUGAAGGUGAAUGUGGAGGCGGCGGUAUUUGCGAACGCGACGGGUGUGGUGGAACCGGAGUUGAUGUGCGGCGCGAGCGGCGCGGCUGAGCGCGUGUUGUUCAGUAAGGAAGGGUGGAGGGUGCGCCCGUUGUGCGGGGGGAGGGGUGCCUGCUGCCUAGAGGGGGCGGAGGGGGGUGCCUGCUGCCUAGAGGGGGGGGGCACUAUUGCCUGGGGAAAUUGCCCGCUGCCCAUUUCCCAGAGGGGGGAUGGGUGUCCGUUGAAGGGGGAUGCGUUGUGA
Molecule: messenger RNA, 729 nt
Organism: Gregarina niphandrodes
Lineage: Eukaryota; Apicomplexa; Conoidasida; Eugregarinorida; Gregarinidae
Exons: 2
Coding region: 1-729 (242 amino acids)
Source: RefSeq, a predicted model, not a curated record